Messenger RNA from Rosa rugosa (rugosa rose), 1547 nucleotides. RefSeq lists its product as uncharacterized. Lineage: Eukaryota; Viridiplantae; Streptophyta; Magnoliopsida; Rosales; Rosaceae. The transcript is spliced from 7 exons. The record is from RefSeq and is a predicted model, not a curated record. The coding region runs from base 1 to 666 and encodes 221 amino acids.
AUGGCAGAGCGAUUGUCUGAGAUGGAAAAGGAGGAGCGUUUGCCUGGGAAUUACUGGAAGGAGGUGUGGAUUAAGAAUGUGUUUGAAGCUUGGGAGAAGAAGAAUGAUCUAAUAGCUCCUGCUACUGCUACUGCUACUGCUAGUGCUCCUGCUAGUGCUACUGCUCCUGCUCCUGCUACGUACUGCUCUUUAACGGCGUCACUAACGUUGUUAAACCUAAACUCUAAAAUCCCAAAUCGUUUUUCCUCAGUUCCUCACUUCCUCAACUCUGCGACGCCGCCUCUCUGGCUCUCUCCCUCACAAUCUUUCUCACCUCUGCGGCUCUGCCUCUCAGCUCUCAGCUCUCACAAUCGGUCUCUUGCGUCUCUGUCCCAGCUUGCUUGGCCAAAACGACGACGUCGUGUUCAGCUUCGCCACGACCUUCUCCAGCAGCAUCCCGCUGAUUUCCGGCGCCGGUUAAUCCCCAUACUCAUCAAGUCAAGUUGUGUGAUUUUGGAAGUGCAAAAGUUCUGGUUUUAUCAGAGGUGUUUCCAACUUCCAAGUCCUUUCUUUACCCUCUGUUUUGGCCUUUGUAGCCUCUCUUCCCAGGUGAGAGUGGAGUUGAUCAGCUUGUUGAGAUUAUUAAGGUACUCGGCACCCCAACUCGUGAGGAAAUCAAAUGCAUGAACCCGAAUUAUACAGAAUUCAAAUUUCCACAAAUCAAUUGGAAUCGGAAACCCGAAAACGGGCAUGUUUUGUCACGGUCCGGGUUUAUCCCGGUCCCUGUUAUUUGCAACAACGGUCCCGGCCCGAAUUAAGAAUGCCGGUCCCGGUUCCGGUCCCGGUUCCUGUAAAACAAUUACCGGUCCGGGUUUAGGCCGGUCCCCAUUCUCUGCAUCUGCAAGUCCGGUCCGGGUUUAGCUUUGCCGGUUCCGGUCCCGGUCCCUGUAAAAGCAGUGCCGGUCUGGGACCGUGCCCAGCCCUAGCAGAGCCUUCAUAAAUCAUAACAGAUUAACAGCCAUUAUUUCAUCCUGGGUGCCCUUCAUUCCAUCGUGGGUAGCCUUCUAACACUUUGAAUUUAUGUCUCUUGGCGAACUUCUCUGAUCACCUGAUGAAAGAUCAAAACUAAUUGUCAGAGAAAGCGCAACUUGGGAAAAUUAAUUGGAAAAAAGAUCAUCAGCUGAGUGCCGGUUAUAAAAAAUGAAAAAAAAAAAAAAAACGGUAUAAAUUAAUUUGAAUGAAAUACUAGGAACCAAAGGAUAUAUCCUACAGAUUGAAUAUGAGAAAUAGAUUCCAACUGCACCAACAAAGCCAGCAAACAAGUUACACUAAGAAUGAUCGACACAAGUAGUAGUCCAUAGUUUUGAUUACUUACAAAUGUGACAGAUUUACAACUUUCCCUUAGCAUUUUUCCUGUAUGGGCAACUCUUUUUAUCAAAAAGUAGCCAUGCAAACAUAUCAUCUAAUAGGGAUCAAACAUUACCAUUUUUCUUUCAUCACAAAGUUAUAGAAUAAAAGAAAAACAGAAUUACUAACUCCAUCAAUCACAUCAUCAUGUACCAGGAUAA